Megachile rotundata (alfalfa leafcutting bee) is the source of this 2884-nucleotide messenger RNA. RefSeq names its product protein-lysine N-methyltransferase SMYD4. NCBI's taxonomy places the organism in Eukaryota, Metazoa, Arthropoda, Insecta, Hymenoptera, Megachilidae. Gene Ontology annotation, molecular function: histone deacetylase binding. The record is from RefSeq and is a predicted model, not a curated record. Gene Ontology annotation, cellular component: cytoplasm; nucleus.
UAAAAAUAAAAUAUAACAGUUUUUUUUAACAACGUUUAUACAAAAUAUGGACACAGCAAAGGAAUUGAUAUUGAAUUUAAAGCAAACAAAUAAAUCACAUGUGGGGUAUGGUUUACAGAAAGAAUGUGAAGCACUCAUUGGUCACAUUUUACAAAAUAUGGUUCAAUCCGAAUUACCUGAAUUAAUUCCUGAGGUGAAAAAUGAACAAGAUUCUAUCGAAUAUAGAGAACAAGGAAAUCAACAUUUUGUAAUGGGCGAGGAUUUUGAAGCUAUAAAAUGUUAUACAAUGAGUUUAGCAUACGCGGAUAAAAAAGAACUUAUGUCUUAUGCUCAUGCCAAUCGAUCUGCAGCUUUGUAUAGACAACAACUUUACAAAGAAUGUAUAAUAGACAUUGAUGCUGCUUUAAAUCUUGGAUAUCCGGAAGAAAAAAGAAAAAAAUUGAAGGAGAGAGGGAUCAAAGCCGUUGAAGAAAUUAAAAAGAAACUGCUGUUCAAAGAAAAUGAUCGUAUUGAUACAGAAAAAUUUAUGAACAGAUGCCUAUCAGAAACGGUAAAUAAUACACCUAUUGUUGUAAAAUAUCGAAAUGGAAAGAAUAAAAUUGGAAAAGAUAUAGAUAAAGAUGCUAAAGCUGACGAAAAUAAACAAGAUUCGAUUAAUGGUUGUCGCGAAUCAUCUGCACACGAUAACGAAGACAGAGAACCAAGAUACUUAGCGGAUGAAGGUCCUUUAAAGCUGACUUAUGGUCCCAGUAAGGAGGCUCCAGCUGCUAGCGAUGGUGUUAGUAUUGCUUUCUCUGAAAAAUAUGGUCGUCACUUAGUAGCUACAAAAGAAUUUAAACCAGGAGAUAUAGUUACUAUCGAAGAUCCAUUUGCUUUUACUAUUUAUAUGCAAAGUUAUUUUACGCAUUGUCAUCACUGUUUAGCAAGAAGCUUUAAUUUGAUUCCAUGUUUAAAAUGUCCAGUGGCUCAAUAUUGCUCAGAAACAUGUAGGAAAUUAGCUUGGGAAAUGGCUCAUCAGAUAGAAUGCCCGAUUUUGGCAUUAGUAGGAAACUUACUUAAUGUUGAUAAAAAUAAAAUACGAAUGCUUACCAAAAUCGUCAGGUUUUUAAUUGUGGCAACAGCGAAAGGUAAAAAAAUUCAAGAACUGCUCGAAGACAUGAAAGUAGCUGAAUCUAAUCCAGAUAAUAGAACUGCAGGAUUUACAGAUGAAGGCAUAUUGGACAGUACUAGUUCACGAUCUGCUCUGAGUCUUGCUACUAAUAUGACAACAAGACCACUCAUUGGAAUCAGUGCUUUUGCGUGUAUCUCAGCUCUCGCAGCUAUACUUUUAGCCACACAGACUAACUUCUUCUGCAAGAAAUACGAAGUGGACCAAUUAAGAGAUAUUAAUGAUCUUCCAGAGAUCAAAUUCUGUGGCAGCAUUAUGUUCCGUGCCUGUGUUAUAAUGUGUUCCAAUUGUUUCUUAGUGCAACAAGAACCAGGAAUUAAAACAGGUUCAGGCUUAUAUAUAACACAUAGCUUGUACAAUCAUUCUUGUGCGCCGAAUACAUUUCGGCAUUUUGAAGGGAUGACAAUGAUCACUCGUGCACUAGAGCCAAUAUUUCCUGGAGAUCAAAUAUUCACAAAUUAUUGUGCUUCAUAUGCAUAUAUGACAAGAUCUGAAAGAAGAGAAAAAAUAAUGCAAGAUUACUUUUUUGAAUGCGAUUGCAUCGCGUGUACAUUUGAUUGGCCAUCAUACAAUGAAAUUCUUCGAAACCACAUUGGUUCUAUUGCUAAAAAUAAAGAGCUCGUGGCAAAAUUGAAACCUUACAAGCAGAGAUUAGCAAAAAAUAUGUAUGAUAUUGAAGCUGUAAAAUCGGUUCUGGGUAUACUCUAUAAAGAAGUGACCCAACCGUGCGAGGAAAUAGUACAUGCAGAACAAUACUUGAAGAGCUAUUAUUUAGGUAAAUUUAAGUAAACCAAAAGUGAAUUUACUUACAUUUGCUUAUUUGCUUGUAUGCUUUACUUAUAUGCUACGCUUACUUGCAAAUACUAAUAGCGUACUUACUUGUAUCCUGUAAACCACAUUUAUCUCAAUACUACACUUUGUACACUGAUCUAUUUUUUGCUUAUUAAUCUUAUACUGCUGCUUUUAAAUAUUUAGCUUAUAUUAUUCUAUAAAAAAUACAUUAACUGUUUGGCUGCAAAGGUACGUGAGAAAUGUGUGUAUUAGAUGCAAUUCGAUUUUAAGUUCAAGUCUAUACAUGAAUUGUUUUGUUUUUAGAUCCAUAAAAGAGGCAUCAAUAUUCUACUAUGUUAUCAAUGAAAGACAUGAAAUAUUCCUAAAAACAGUUUAUUUAAGUUAUACAUGAUAUUUAGCUAAUUCCUAAAAAAGUGUGCAUAGCUUCUUUCAUGCGUUAUACCUGUAUCAAUGUUCAAACAAAUUCAAAUUUAUGUAAUGUAAAUUUAAAAACCACAUAAAGCGGAAAAUAAACUUUUUAAUGCCUGCCUUCCUUAGAAAAGAAACAUUUUUAGACAUAAUAGAUGCGUGACAUCAAUAAUGCCACGAGAAAAUUAGUAUUUUAUAUAUCAUAUAUAAAUUAUAAAAUAAAAUGCUUUAUAUCUGUAUCUUUCAUAUAUUUUUAUACUAAACAAAGUAUAUUGGACUUAAAAGUUCGACAAAAUCACUUUUACUAAUCUAAAUUGAAGACCGAAGAAUGUUACAAAAUAAUCAUUUGACGAAACUAAUAAAAAUUAUAAAAAUGAUAGAGGCAAUGCUAGCAAUUCAUUAAAAUUACAAUGCAAUAAAUCCUACGCAUUAUUCCAAGAUUAUCAUAUAAUUGCAAUAAACAAUGGAAUUAUACAAUUAAAUUACUGAUCUCUAAGUCAAUAUGUUACAUAUUGA